Messenger RNA from Diachasma alloeum, 2412 nucleotides. RefSeq names its product protein singed (gene singed). Lineage: Eukaryota; Metazoa; Arthropoda; Insecta; Hymenoptera; Braconidae. Gene Ontology annotation, cellular component: cytoplasm; actin cytoskeleton. Gene Ontology annotation, molecular function: actin filament binding; protein-macromolecule adaptor activity. The transcript is spliced from 9 exons. The record is from RefSeq and is a predicted model, not a curated record. Gene Ontology annotation, biological process: establishment or maintenance of cell polarity; actin filament bundle assembly; cell migration. Bases 718 to 2289 code for a protein of 523 amino acids.
UUUUGAGGACGACUACUGAUCCUGUGAGAUAGCACACAAAGAGGGAGAAAAAAAAGAGAUGGAGAUAGAGUUCACCGUCCCACGCGAAAGUCAACCUCCUGUAGGUCAAUGCACACAUUCUCACUGGGCUCCAUAUGUUCUCUCUUUGUCUUCCUUGUUGGUUGCUCCCCACCCUGGAUCUCAUCAUCCCUCUAUCGUCGUUUCCUCUGAGCACUCGCCCGUCUGUCGAGCCUGUGCCUGUCGAGCUCGAGCAAGGGGACUCUCGACGAAAGAUCGCUUGUUCACGGCAGUUCUCGACGGCACUCGGCGCUCGCCAUUGGAGCCACCGCAAUCCCCAUAAACGAUAUUAUAACUAUUUACAGUCUAAGCGUCAUUUCAUAUUUUUCCUUAUUAUUAUAAUAAUAAAGUAGAUACAACAUUCAUUGCUAUUAAAUUAACGGAAUUUCCCUUGUGUGUUAUUAAUAAUAUAGUCUUGUUGAUAGGCUUGGUCGAUUGAGCAAAUAUUGUGUUAAUUAUUUUGUUCAAGGCUGAUAGAAGUGCGUAACGGUUAUAUGGGUUUGCGGUGGGAUCCUCAGACGAACGCGAACAGUCACUCUCUACACAUACGUACAGGAUAUUUAUUUUUCCACCAAUUUUAAAAGGAUUUAUUAUAUACUAGCACUAGCACACUAAAAAAAAUAUUUGAAGCGAGCUUGAAAAUCGAAAACGAGUGGAACAAUGCAGAGCAACGGAGCGGAAGGUGUUGGGGAAAAUGGAGUAGAUAGAAGUGGAUGGACGGUUGGGCUUAUAAAUGGCAAGUUUAAAUAUUUAACCGCCGAAACAUUUGGUUUCAAAAUCAAUGCAAACGGCUCGAGUUUAAAAAAAAAACAGCUUUGGACACUUGAGGGAAGUGAGCAUCAAGUUUUCCUUCGUUCUCACUUGGAUCGUUACCUCGCAGUCGAUCAAUUUGGUAACGUUACCUGCGAGGCUGAAGAUCCUUCCGAUCUUGGUUGUGCUUUUCAGAUUCAGCUUGCUUCGGAUGGGAGUGGUAGGUGGGCUUUGAAAAAUAUACAGCGCGGAUAUUUCUUGGGUUCUAGCCAAGAUGAACUCAAGUGUACAGCUAAGGCUCCUGGUGAGGCAGAGUACUGGCUUGUGCAUCUUGCUGCUAGACCACAGGUGAAUCUUCGGUCAGCUGGUCGUAAACGUUUCGCUCAUUUAAGCGCAACUCAGGACGAAAUUCACGUGGAUGCACCUGUACCGUGGGGAGAGGAUACGCUCUUCACACUUGAAUUCCGUCCAGCAGCAAACGCGGACAAUGACACGGUUGGGGGGCAUGGCAAAUCUGAAGGAGGUCAUUACGCUCUUCACACUUGCAAUAACAAGUAUCUUGCCCGCGAUGGAAAGCUAUUCGAUAGUUGUACUCGAGAAUGCUUAUAUGCUGCAGAAUUUCAUGCUGGAUUGUUGGCUUUGAGAGACAUUCACGGAGCUUAUUUGGCACCAAUUGGCAGCAAAGCUGUUUUAAAAUCAAGAUCGACGACAGUGACACGGGACGAACUAUUCUCAUUGGAGGAAUCUCUACCACAAGCGUCAUUCAUUGCUGCACUCAAUCAACGUUAUGUGUCUGUUAAGCAAGGUGUCGAUGUAACGGCUAAUCAGGAUGAGAUAUCAGGUCACGAGACAUUCCAAUUGGAGUUUGAUCGUGUAACAAAACGGUGGUAUGUAAGAACAAUGCAAGAUCGUUACUGGAGUUUAGAGGCUGGUGGGGGAAUUCAAGCUUCUGAUCAUAAACGCUCAUCAAAUGCGCUAUUUGAUCUUGUCUGGCAGCCAGACGAUGGAACUGUUGCACUACGUGCAAAUAAUGGAAAAUUUCUUGCUACUAAACGUUCUGGACAUCUGUAUGCCAAUGCAGAUUCACCCAUCUCCGGUGAUUCUGAUGCAUCGAAAUACUACUUUUAUCUUAUGAAUCGACCCAUUCUCGUUCUACGUUGUGAGCAGGGAUUUGUGGGCCCAAAAAGUGCUGCAAGUCCAAAACUUGAGUGCAAUAAAGCGGGAUAUGAAACAAUCCGUGUUGAGCGCUGUGAACGUGGCAUUGUUCGCUUCAAGGGCCAAAAUGGAAAUUAUUGGCACGCUGACAAUGAAGGUGUUACUGUAGACGCUGAUCAACCAUCGGUGGGAUUUUACUUGGAACUUCGUGAACCUUCUCGUAUAUGCAUUAAAUGUACCGAUGGGAGAUACCUAAGCGCUGGUAAAAAUGGAGCUCUCCGUUUGGGUGAUACUGCUUAUGAAUCUGCCACAAAAUGGGAAUUCUAAAGCUCUUGUGGAUAUAUUCCAAAUAAUUUUUCUUCAAAGCCUCUUAUUUUGCGGCAUAUAGUACUCUGAGAGGAUGGGGGAAAAUAAUAAAUGUAGGAAUGAAGCAUAACUUUUUCGCUACUA